AUGAGUGUUAAUGCUUUUGCCGAUACCCAAAAGGGAUUCUAUACAAUUUUUCCAAAAAUUGACCCUAAGGUUACGGCACAAGCUGGAGAUACUAUCCCAUUUGUGAAACUGUUGAAUGGCCAUGAAUCUGCUACAAUUGUUGCUAGAAGAUGGGAUUUAUAUAACCAAUUACACUCGCAGUUCCAUGAUCAAGUUGAUGGAAUCGUUGAGAACAUCGAAAACGACUUGAAAACAGAGAUAUCGAAUCUUGUUUUUGAUAAAAAUACUGAUGAUGAUACAUGCAAACGGAGUCAAUGUUUUAAUUCAGUAUUCCUGUUGGGAUCAGAUAGUACUAUUAAAAUUACUGCUCCACCUACUGAGGAAGAUCCAUCAGUACUAAAUGCCAUCAUAGAUAUGGAUAAAAAAGAAUGCCCCAAUGUCAGAAUGAUGCUACGAAGAGCCAUGUUCAAAUUGUUUUCUAUUGGUGAUACAGACAAGCAUAAGACAACAGGAAGUAAAGAAGAUCAGCUAAAACAAGAGGAUAAAGAAAUGAAUGAAGAUGACGGAUCAGACAGUGAUGUGGAGGACCUGGGGCAUAGAGCAGUUGACGAAGUGUCGUAUGAUUUAUCACUUGUAGCAAAUUUCAAAGACAUUUUCCAUAAAAAUCUAAAUUUGAUUUUCAACAUAAAAGAAUUAGAAUCGAUAAAUUUAAGCUCUUUAGAUUCCUUUCUUGUUCUUUUGAAAAGUACUUUAAAGUACCCACACGUUAAAAUUACAUUUAUCUUCAAUAUAAGUUCGAACUUAUCAAAUAUUGAGAAAAAUUUAAAACAAUCUACAAUUAGACUUCUGAAGAAAAAAUAUAGCGCUUUAGAUAUUUCAAGUAAUAGGGGAUUCAAGUAUGCCAAUAGAAUUUUCCAGAGUUUUCUUGACACAGUAGAAGGUAAAUUAAAUCUUUCGGAUCGAUUCAUCAAAUUUAUUCUAACAAAGAUGGCGAACAAUUCAAAUCACAACUUAAAACUAUUAACUAAAAUGCUAGAUUAUUCAUUAAUGUCAUAUUUUUAUCAAAAUCCAUUUUCAGUAUUCAUCGAUCCAAUUAAUACUGAGUUUUUAACUGACGAACAUUUUAAGAUUUUAAGGAAAUGUCCAACUUUUAUGUUUUUCAUUGAAGGGUUAAUUAAUAACCAGGCACCUCGCUCAGAAAUUUUAGGCUUAUUAAGUAAUCAAGAUUCUUCAUUAGAGGAGUUUUUCGUUGAAUUUUUGGUGAGGGAAAAUCCAAUUAACGGGCACGUCAAAUUCGUUGCUAAUAUCUUGGAAAACGAAUUAAAUAUCAAGAAUUAUAAUCUGAUAGAAUUAUAUUAUAGUUUAUUGACUGGUGAAUUAGAUUCAUACCUGGAACGUUGGCCUGCCUGUGAACAGUUUAAGAGGGAACUAAAGUUUGAGCCAAUUGAUACUAUUUUCCAAGAAUUAUUUACAUUAGAUAACAACAAUGGAUUAUUAUCACAAGCCAUUUUCCCACUUUAUAAGUCGAACAUGGAGGAUGAUUUGUUGCUAUGGGAAAGGGUACUGCCUCCGCCACACUCAUCGCUAGCAGAGGGAGAGGAAAUGACUGAAAGAGAAACUAUUGUAUCUAGUUUGGAGAAACUUGUGGGUCCAAUAACUGGUCAGUUAUUCAAAUUAUAUCGAGAAGCUAAUUCAACAAUUAAUAUUUAUGACUUUUAUCGAGCUUUUAAGUCCACCAUGCCCGAGAAGGAAAUUAUGGAUUUUGUUAUAGAAUAUUCUAAAGAUGAUGAAAGUCUAAGUCGAUUCAUUGACACAGAUGAAAGUCAUUUAGCAUUUGAAAAGAUUACAUUGAUUUUGUUUAUGCAGGCGAUUUUCGAUUUUGAUCAUAUUGGCCUAAUUAAAGAGUAUAAAUCCAAGAAUUAUAACUUCGUUGAGAAAUGUGUAUGGAGAGGCAUUUAA
This is a messenger RNA of Naumovozyma dairenensis CBS 421, 1938 nucleotides long. It is a transcript of the gene ORC3, whose product is annotated as origin recognition complex subunit 3. The record is from RefSeq and is a predicted model, not a curated record. Gene Ontology annotation, biological process: DNA replication; DNA replication initiation. Lineage: Eukaryota; Fungi; Ascomycota; Saccharomycetes; Saccharomycetales; Saccharomycetaceae. The transcript has a single exon. Gene Ontology annotation, cellular component: nuclear origin of replication recognition complex; nuclear pre-replicative complex; DNA replication preinitiation complex. Gene Ontology annotation, molecular function: DNA replication origin binding. Bases 1 to 1938 code for a protein of 645 amino acids.